Molecule: messenger RNA, 3887 nt
Organism: [Torrubiella] hemipterigena
Lineage: Eukaryota; Fungi; Ascomycota; Sordariomycetes; Hypocreales; Clavicipitaceae
Source: the annotation of a GenBank genome assembly
CGCGCAGCCUGAUGCCGAUUCACGCCUCACCCGCCACAGGCUGAGAGCUUAAUUUCGAACAAUCCCCAUCCCCGCGCAGGCUCGCCUGAUUCAGUGCCAUCGUCCUUCAGCACGUGUUUUAAGAGGGCGGGUUUCUUUUUGCUGUUUGGUCCUGCGCGAAAUUCUUACUUUCUAUCACCAUCCAAUCUCGACUGAAGACAAAAGUGCUGCGCACCUACUAGUCCUCCAACAUGGUGAUGCUACCAUCUUUGCUAAUGCUGCCCCUUGCGGCGGUUUCACUGGCCCAAUUCGUCCACAAUGAUCCUAAGUCACUCAACAUGACUGUUAUCAAGCCCCCAGGUGGCGACAAUGUGACCGUCUCCUACAAAGAGGCCAAGGGCGUUUGCAAGACAGCUCUGGACUCCCAGAAGCAAUACACCGGUUACGUCAAUGUCCCCGGCGAGUUUCCCACAAACCUCUUCUUCUGGUUUGUCGAAGCCCGUGAGCCAACAAAGGCGCUGUCCAUCUGGAUCAACGGUGGUCCUGGCUCCAGCUCCUUCUUGGGCUUCUUUGGCGGCAACGGGCCCUGCCAUAUCAUUGACAAGGGCAUGGACGGCUUCGAGACAGCCGCCGAAGAAUGGGGAUGGGACCGAAGCUCCAACAUGAUCUUUGUUGACCAGCCCAACCAAGUCGGCUUAUCGUAUGAUAUCCCCACCGACGGCACCUACAACGUGAUCAAUGAUACCUACACCUUCCCUGCAGCCAUCGCCAAUGAUACUAGUAGCCCGUGGUUUGGUGUCAAUGGCACCUUCAGCACCCAAAAGCAGAGCAACACGGCCAACAGCACCCAGAUUGCAGCGCACGCCAUGUGGCACCUGCUUCAGGGCUUCAUGGAGACAUUCCCACAGUACAGCCCGACUGAUGACUCUCACCUCGGCGUCAACCUCUUUGCAGAGAGCUAUGGCGGCCGCUACGGUCCCAUCUUUGCCGACUAUUUCGAGAAGCAAAACGACCGCCGCAAGACGGGUGAAAUCGACGCCAACUCGACGGUGGAAAUCAAGCUUGCUACGCUUGGCAUCGUCAACGGCUGCGUCGACCAGGGCAUCCAGAACCGGUACUACCCCAUUUUCGCCAACAAGAACACUUACGGCUUCAAAGCUAUUUCUGAUGAGGAAUUGAAGUACGAGCUGGACAUGUACGACAGCGACGGCGGCUGUGCCCAGGUGUCAAAGCAGUGCCAGGAACUCGCUGAGAAGAACGACCCGGAAGACAAGGGCCAGAAUGCCCAGGUCAACAAGUUUUGCAAUGACGCCGCAGAGACCUGCUGGAACUCGUCGUAUGCAUACUACUCUAUGAACAGAAGCUCCUACGACUUGGCCGCCCCUCUCCAGGAUCCUCGCCCACCUCUGCACUUCCUCGAGUACCUGAACAAGCGCGAGGUUCAGCAGGCUGUUGGAACGCCCAUCAACUACACCACCUUCUCCAGCAAUGCUGUCUACGAGGCCUUCACGAAGACUGGCGACUUGGCGCGCGCUGGCAACAUCAAGCGUUUGGCUGACCUUCUCAAGCGCGGCGUCCGCGUUGGAAUGAUGUACGGUGAUCGCGACUACAUUUGUAACUGGUUUGGUGGUGAGGCUAUUUCGCUCGCCGUCGCUGCCGAGGCUGGCGGUGACUAUGCAAAGAAGUUCCCCGCGGCCGGAUACUCCCCAAUCGUCGUCAACAAGGACUAUGUGGGUGGUGAAGUCCGCCAGUUUGGCAACUUCUCCUUCAGCCGCAUCUACCAGGCCGGCCACUCCAUCUACGCCUACCAGCCCGAGGCGUCGUUCCAGAUCUUCUCUCGUAUCUUCAUGGGCAAGUCCAUCUCUACCGGUAAAGACAUCGACUUGAAGACCUUUAGCAGUGACGGCCCGCUCAACUCCACCAAGACUGACAAGCUGCCUCCUAUGCCAAAGACUACUUGCUGGCUUCGCAACUUCUACUCCACCUGCAGCGAUGAACAGCAGAGUGGCUUCUUGAGUGGCAAAGGAGUAGUCAUCAAUGGCGCAUGGUACAGGUCCAAGGAGGAGUGGAGUGAUAACACGAAGCCUGACACGACGUCCAAGCCUGGCCCAUCGCCUACUCUCACCGGUGUCUUCACUGCUACCUCUACACCCAAGAAUGCAGCCGCUGGGUUUUCUGUCCCCAGCAUCGUUACGCUUACUGGUGUUGCUAUUGCUGCCAUGGUAAUUGUCUAGUUUGGUUUUCAGGAUUUCUAAAGUUGGAUAUUUUUAAGUGUACAAAAGCUUGCUCCCCGCCGGGAGCGCGUACAUGUAGUCUAUGUUGCAAGUCAUUUAUUUCUGUAGCCUAACUUGGUAUAACUAUCAAGGCAAGGGUAUCGUUAUUAUAUCUUUUAUCUUCAUCGUUCGUCUUUAGGUUCUCUUCGUAAUGACCGUUGGCUUUGGAUGGCCAGUUCGCUAUCCCCUUCUAGAUUGGAACUCUCCAAAACAUCGUCCUCCAUAUCAUCCAUGUCGUCAAUUGUCCUACUUGCCUGCGCAGAUCGCUCAAUACGGCGCAAAAUCGCUUGGUCAAGAUAGAAGUCUUCGUCGAAUUUGGCUCUCGUGAACGUCUGCAAUUAAAUGAUCAGUAAACAAUGUCACCAUAUCUUACGAAAGGGGAAAAUAGACAUACCUGUGCACAGCCUGUCUGCGGGCACUGGACCUGUCCGCGAAGCGGAAGAUACGAUAGUAGUGCCGACUUUUCAAAUGUGUGCUUGCAUUUGCGAUUGCUAUAUGGCAAUUCAAAGCGUCGUAGAGAUAAUGGACAGUUGAGGCUGAUGACUUCUCUGGCGACAGCAAUCUCGUCAUCGGAUCCAUCAGCUGCGUCAGGCAGGUCGUCGUGCAUGGCUACUCUAGCGAGGACGGGCUGGCCAUCUGGGCCAAACCAGCGAGAAGGGUCUGCUAGUGGAGGUCCAUCUUCGCCCUGCGUACCGUCGUGCCACAUCUUUUUGAAACCAGCAUAGUCAUUGUCGAGUGCAUACCGCUGAUACACCGCCAUGCUUUCAAACUCGGUGCGCUUGUCGGCUCGCAAUUUUCGGAACUCGUCUCGUUUGCUCGUAGCAGGCACGGUGGGAGUGGUAACCUCAUCUUCAUCGUCAUCUUCGGGUAAAACGCCAGCUUGCUGCCGCGAACUUCUAGUUCGCUGUGAGAUCUGCUCCGUAGCCUGCAACGAUGCAGCGCUGUAGAUAUCUUCAAGCGCUUUAUCCUGGUCUUCCAGUUCCGCCCUGCAAUCAAUCAGAUCGCGAAACGAGCUUUCUGUUUGCAUUGUAUAUUCGUUAAUCUCCGCGCUGAACUCCUCUAGGUGUGUUUCUAGCCGCUCCUCAUCGGCGGACUUUUCGGCUAUACCCUUUUCCUCUCGGCGUCGUUGCAGAUUUUCCAACCUCUCUCGUUGAAGCCGGAAUCGCUCGUGCAUGUCGCUUAUGCUAGUACCGAGUAAUGCCAUACUAUCUUUAAUACAGCCAGCAUAUGCUGUAGUGUCUCGGCUGUUGGGCAUGGUCCGUAGAGCACUACGUGCAGCAUCGUUAAGAUGGCAAGAUGGCGGUUCAUAGGCAGGAAAGUUGGCUGCUGUGGUCGAUCGUCCGGGAACAGGCGACGAAUCUGCGACCGAUGACUGCGCUCGACUGGUGUGCCUUCUCGACAUUGCGACGGAUUUGCGUGUGCUGGAGCGUAGAGCAAGAUGCUUGAGCUGUAGAGAUCACUGUGUGCCGCUCGUGCUAACUGUAGCGUCUUCACCAAACGUCGCAAGUGGGGGUGGGAGACGCGCCGUGCACGCGCCGUUACAGAGAGCCAUCGCUGAAGAGGGAACAGUGCACACUGUAUUUCGACACCCCGCUACCUACCAAUACAGCAUUUCACCACCUUAAAAGACAAUGU